Messenger RNA from Puccinia graminis f. sp. tritici CRL 75-36-700-3, 969 nucleotides. RefSeq lists its product as uncharacterized. Gene Ontology annotation, biological process: DNA recombination; DNA integration. Bases 1 to 969 code for a protein of 322 amino acids. The transcript has a single exon. Gene Ontology annotation, molecular function: DNA binding. NCBI's taxonomy places the organism in Eukaryota, Fungi, Basidiomycota, Pucciniomycetes, Pucciniales, Pucciniaceae. The record is from RefSeq and is a predicted model, not a curated record.
AUGCCUGUUACCUCAAACGACUCGUUCCUGUCCUCAAUUAGAGACUUUACUUCGCGAGGACAUUUACUUCAUACCCCUAGCCGACUAGACCAGCACGUCCUUAACGGCUGGUCCAAAUCUACUCUUAAGGGAUACAACUCCGCAGUGCGGAAAUUUCUCACGUUCAAGAAGACUUCCGGCCAUCUUCGCUUUACCCUACCGGCUGCCGAGGAGGAUAUUUACGGUUUCUGCUUCUGGGCAGGAAAGAAGGACUCAGAUGGCGGCGAAACCGGAGUGCUCAGUGUUACCCUCAAAAAAUACCUUCAAGGGUUGAAAGCAUGGCACAUCUUUCACAACUCACCAUAUCCUCUAAUCUCGGAGAAGAAAGUAAGCCUCCUUUUGAAAGCCUCUCUCAAGGUUGAGGCGCAGGCGGCGAGGAAAGAACCAAAAAAGCCGGUAAUGAUAGAACACCUGGUAGUUUUAGCGAAUGACCUAACGUCAGGAGAUUUAGAAGACGCCGCGGUACUCGACUUAGCAUUGGUAACCUUCUGGAGCCUAGCAAGAUUGGGCGAAGUAACACAUGAUCCGUCCAACCCAGGCCGAAAGAUUCUACGACGCGACAUUACGAUCAGCAACAAUGGCUUGUCAGCGACCAUCGAACUGAAAGAAUCCAAGACGGCCUUACCGGGAGAAUCCCAGUUCCUCCAACUGAAGCAGAUGCCGAACUGCCUUUGCCCAGUCAGGGCUCUGACACGAAGAAUCGCCUCUUGCGGUCAGAACGAUCACGUCUUCGGCUUUUACAAGGAUGGACAGCAUAUAGCGCUGACUAAAUACUACGCAAAGAAGAGGUUAUCCGCCAUAUGGGCAGCCCAUGGCUUUGAUGGACUCUCCGGCCACUCUUUCCGAGUCGGCGGCGCCUCCUUCCAAAACGCCUUAGGAAUCCCACCCGAGCAGAUCUGCAAGGUGGGCCAAAUAAAAAGGAUUAACUAA